Messenger RNA from Penicillium diatomitis, 1068 nucleotides. Its product is annotated as nitronate monooxygenase. The coding region runs from base 1 to 1068 and encodes 355 amino acids. The transcript is spliced from 3 exons. The record is from RefSeq and is a predicted model, not a curated record. Lineage: Eukaryota; Fungi; Ascomycota; Eurotiomycetes; Eurotiales; Aspergillaceae. Gene Ontology annotation, molecular function: nitronate monooxygenase activity.
AUGGCUUCUCCACAGGUUAUUCGCACUCCCAUCACUGAUCUUCUCAAGAUCAACCACCCAGUUCUGCUGGCUGGUAUGAACGUGGCUGCUGGUCCCAAGCUGGCCGCUGCCGUCACCAAUGCCGGCGGUCUCGGUGUCAUUGGUGGUGUCGGUUACACCCCGGAGAUGCUCCGCGAGCAGGUUACCGAGCUCAAGAGCUACCUGAACGACAAGAACGCCCCCUUCGGUGUGGAUCUUUUGCUGCCCCAGGUCGGUGGCAGUGCCCGCAAGACCAACUACGACUACACCAAGGGUAAGCUCAAUGAGCUGGUCGACAUCAUCAUCGAGAGCAACGCCAAACUCUUCGUCUCCGCCGUCGGUGUUCCCCCCAAGGCCGUCGUCGAGAGACUCCACGCCGCCGGUAUCCUCUGCAUGAACAUGAUCGGUCACCCCAAGCACGUGCAGAAGGCGCUCGACGUCGGCGUCGACAUCAUCUGCGCUCAGGGUGGUGAGGGCGGCGGUCACACCGGCGACGUCCCCACCACCAUCUUGAUCCCCACGGUCGCCAAGCUGGUCCAGGGUCGCAAGAGCCCGCUGACCGGCCAGCCCGUCCAGGUCGUCGCCGCCGGCGGUCUGUACAACGGCAACUCUGUCGCGGCCGCCCUUAUGCUGGGUGCUUCCGCCGUCUGGAUCGGUACCCGUUUCAUUCUGUCCGAGGAGGCCGGCGCCCCCGUCGCUCACCAGGAGGCUGUCCGCACUGCUGGGUUUGAGGAUAACAUCCGUACCAUCAUCUUCACUGGUCGUCCCAUGCGUGUUCGCAAGAACGCUUAUAUCAGCAACUGGGAGGAGAACCGCCAAGACGAGAUUAAGAAGCUUACUGCCCAGGGUAUCAUUCCCGUCGAGCACGAUUUUGAGAACUUGCCCGAUGAUGUUGACGAUGAGACCCUCGACAAUGCCCGUCCAUUCCUGAUGGGCAAGGUUGCUGCUGUUGUGAACGAGAAGAAGUCGGCCAAGGCUAUUGUUGACGAGCUUGUCACGGAUGCCGCUGCUCUGAUUAAGAAGGGUAACCAGAUGGUUGCCAAGUUGUAA